UAAAGGGUACAACCACACACUCAAUAACUGGGGUUCUGAGCAGUGCAUGGUGUUACAUCAUAUCUAGAAGUAGCUUUAUAUAACAAGACAUUUGCUAAACCAAACACAUAGAUACGAAACUGCAAAAACUUUAAAAGACUUAUAGAGAAGCUCCAAAUAGCUGUUGUUCCAGGGACCGAAAGCACAUUAAAUCGAACCAUUCAAAGUUGUGUUUGAAGUUUUAGCCUCAUCCCCAAUACGUUCACAAUUACAAUGGUUUUUCUGAAACUCAUUCUACUCACCUAUAUUGCAGCUUGGUGCGUGUUUGUUUCUGGAGAGAAUGUGAUUACCUGUGAAGGUGAUGUCCAUCGCCUUGCUUGUGACACUGGACUGAUAUCGGUGAAGUCUUCUUUUUAUGGCCGGACUGACAACCAUACCUGUGGUAUUAACUGGUCCACAUAUGAGGCAGUCAAUACCAGCUGUUCUUUAAGGGUUCACACUAUUGCUGACAGAUGCAAUGGACUUAAAGAGUGUGAGAUAAAGACAGAUUUUCUUGCCAACGAUGACCCCUGUUAUGGAACUUACAAGUACUUCAACACCACUUAUGUGUGCACGAAUGGCCGAGUUGAUGUGAUCUGUGAGCGAGGCUAUAGCACACUGGACUGUGGAGAUGGUACCAUUCACAUCAUAAAUGCAAACUUUGGCCGUGCCGAUUCAGCAACUUGUUCCAAUGGACUCUCUAACAGUGUGCUCCAGAACACCAACUGCUAUGCUCCAAACACACUCACCACUGUGGCUGAACUGUGUGAUGGACAGAGUAGAUGCACUGUAGAAGCUUCUUCCACCAUCUUUUCUAAUCCUUGCACUGAGACUGUUAAAUACCUCACUGUAUCUUACAUGUGCACUAGAUUAACAGUGACCUGUGAACAUGACACUGCUGUGCUGACAUGUGGUGCUCAGCAUUUAAAGAUCAUCAGCGCUAAUUAUGGCCGAACUGAUUCCGCCACAUGUUCUUCACAACGACCUGCCAAUCAAAUAUCUUAUACAAAUUGCUACAUGCCUGAAACACUUAAUAUAGUUGCAGCUAGAUGUGAAGGAAAGAGCAGCUGUGCAGUGCCUGCAUCAAAUGGACUCUUUUCUGAUCCCUGCGUUGGCACCUUUAAAUACCUGACAGUUAUGUACGCCUGUGUUUAACUGUUUUUUUUCUCUGUCAUAUGUCUAAUGAACAAUAUAUCUUACUGAGCUACACACAGCAUCAUUUAUACACUGAUUUACUGUAUUUGUUUCCCUUUUUUUUGGUGGUGGUGGUGGUGUGGUGUAGUUGUUAACACUGUGACCUCACACUUACAGGGGUUGAGGGUUUGAGUCUGUGUUCUUGCUGUACUUGGUGGGUUUUCUCCAGGUUCUCCUGUUUCCUGCCACAGUCCAAGUACAUACAGAUUUGGCUUAGUGGCAUUUACAAAUUACAGUGUGUGAGUGUGUGAAUGUAUACAAGAUGCCCUGUGAUGGACUAUCAUCCAGUCCAGGGUGUUCCAACCUCAAUAAAGAAUAAAGAAUA
Messenger RNA from Clarias gariepinus (North African catfish), 1537 nucleotides. RefSeq names its product rhamnose-binding lectin-like. NCBI's taxonomy places the organism in Eukaryota, Metazoa, Chordata, Actinopteri, Siluriformes, Clariidae. The coding region runs from base 253 to 1173 and encodes 306 amino acids. The transcript has 12 exons. The record is from RefSeq and is a predicted model, not a curated record. Gene Ontology annotation, molecular function: carbohydrate binding.